GACAGUCCGUUGACGAAAAAGUACCACGUCGUCAACGUAUUGAUUUGCAGCGAUGACAUAUUACUUCGGAGCACCUGAUUAAAAGUAUCCCUCUUGAAGGGACCACGAGCAGAAGAGCCUUUGGUCACAGAGAGGUAACCAUCACUGAGAGCAUCACUUCAGGACCAUGGACAGAAUUCCCUCAGCGAACCUUCUCCCCACGCUCCUCACCUUUUUACUCCUGCAGGGCGUUCUCAACGUACAGACGAGGAGCCUCGUGGGCUCUGGGAACCAGGUUUUCCAGUCAAAGGACGAUGCUGAUAUUCAGAACAGAAUUCUUGCUUUGUUACUGCAUAAAAACAUUAUUCCAGACCAAGAAGAUAUAAUUGGACUUGAGUUGGGCAGUAGGAUUGCAGAGCUACAAGAGCUGGAAGCCCUCAGAGAAGAACUGAACCUCAAGAGGCAGCUGGGUUCCAGAGCAAUGGACAGAACAAAUUCUCAGCCCAGCAAAAGGGGGGAUGCCUGUUUUUGGAAGUACUGUGUGUGAUGUCCACUUCUGGAGGAAGAAAAUUGUCCACUGCCUUAAUAUCACUACAAUAACAACAGGGAAAUCCUUAAGAAGAUAGAAAAACAUGAUGUUUCAUAAAAAGUAGCAAACCAUUAUGUUUUUUUUCUUUGAUAGUUGUAUGAGCUUCCUGUAUCUUGUAUGAGUAUCACUGACUGACAUAAUAAAUGGAUUAACUAAACAUGUGAUCAAUCCCUAUUCACAAAUGGCAUAACUCUCUUGCACCAGCUAUGUCAACUUCUGAACAUGCAUAAUGCACCACGUUUUUUGAUUGGCCAGUAUAACCUCUCUCACUCUUUAUAAACUGACUCUUUCAUAAGGUUUUGUCUCCCUCUAGUGGCGAAGAAUAAAGUCUCUCACUGAUUCUAAACCUAUUAUGUCUCAGCUGUUGAACCUGAAACGUCUGCUUGUGUUCUGAAAAGCAUCUUUCAAAAGUAGCAGUCUUUAUAUGGUGGGUUCUUCUUAAGUGGUUUGGUGUUAAAUGUUAAGGUGUAGAGAAACCUAACAAGUCAAAAUUAUUCACAAUGGUAGUCAAUGGAACCAGACGUCUCCAAAAACUCCCUGAAAGUUAUAACACAAAUAUGCUGCCUGAUGCCUAAGACAUUGUUUUGUGAUGUUUUUGCUGUAAUGUUUUGGUCUAAAAAUAUUUUUUAAAUCCAUU
Colossoma macropomum (tambaqui) is the source of this 1205-nucleotide messenger RNA. RefSeq names its product urotensin 2 domain containing (gene uts2d). The transcript has 5 exons. Bases 167 to 526 code for a protein of 119 amino acids. The record is from RefSeq and is a predicted model, not a curated record. Gene Ontology annotation, cellular component: extracellular region. Gene Ontology annotation, biological process: regulation of blood pressure; blood vessel diameter maintenance. Gene Ontology annotation, molecular function: hormone activity. Lineage: Eukaryota; Metazoa; Chordata; Actinopteri; Characiformes; Serrasalmidae.